AUGUCAGAAUCAGAGCAAGUUUCGUUAGUGAACAAUAGCACAGAAAUUUUCCCGGAGAAAUUAACCUCUAUGGGUGAUAAAAUAGAAAAUGGUGCUUCAAAUGAUAUUAAGGACAUCCAAGUUACAACCACGAAGAUCGACGAACUCGGAGGCAAAAAGAUCGAGCAGUUCAAGCCUCUGAAUGGUACGAAAGCUCAUGUCUACACGAUGCACGAACUAUUGGAAAUCGGUAAUUCGGUGCCAGACCUGUCUCAUGUGUUGCCAAAUUUGCAUAUCCCAAAGAAAAGUUUCUGGAGACUGACAAACAGACACCCCGAUAUCAGACAGUCUGAGAUGGGUGCUAGUACCGGCAAUGGUCACAAAAACGGAUCUAAUUUCAGAGUACAGGAAUUUGGUGCUGAAAAAAAGAAUCACAGAACAAAAAAUACUCGCAAUGCUAAACGCGGAAGCAAAUUUGCUAAAGGAGACAAGCCUUAUCUAGAAGAAAAAGACGUGCAAGUGAACAAUGAUGAUCUGCUCGCAUUGGAAGAGAAAAUAAAACCCACCGGAAACUCUAUCACAGAUUUCGAGAAUUGGAGGAAAAAAAUGAAGGAAUUGGAAGGUCAAAAAAAGGGGCAUUCGGCGAAUGGUAGCUCCGAUGCGAUUGAAAGACCUACACUCUCCAAUAAUGGAAGUUCCAUCUCUGAUUUUUUCAAUUUAAACAGACAAAGCUCCUCUAAUUUCGAAGAACUCGAACCAGAGCAGGAAUCUUUGGAAAGCGCAAAAACUUCUUCACACUCCCGUUUCUCUUCAUUUUUCAAUACCGGACCCGCAGCUAGCAAAAAUGAGUCGUCCAGCAUGUUGGCUCAACCUCCAACUCCCAAAGAAACCGAAGCCAAGUCUGGUGCUGGGUCGCGUAUUCUGUCUUUCUUCGAUAACAUGGAGGCCACAAAAGGUGCCGCGGAAAAACAACCACAACCUAAUGCAGCAUCAAUUCCAUCUGCACCAACACCACCUGUUCAAGAACAGACGAAUAGCCACUUUUUCCAAGGUCUUUUGAACAGAGGCAAAGUAUCCCCCUCUCCAAAACCCGAUGACAGACGUGCCUCGAACGACAACAUUGCAUCUAAGGCGCGCGCUCCACUACCUUAUUCGCCCUCUGGUGGUGAGCAACCAAAAGCCCAAGACCAUCAAAGAGCUAGAGCACCACCUGGAUUGUCGACGAUGCCAGGAAAUGGGCCUAUAGUUUCCCCUCAAGGACCUUCUGGUUAUCCUAUGGGCAUGUCCAUGAAUAUGUAUUCUCAGACUCCACCGAUGGCUCAACCACCUGCUGGAUUCCAGCAGUUCCAGAUGCCACCACCAGGAGUAGGCAUGCCUCAACCCUUUUUCAAUAAUCAAGGGCAAACUGGCGAAAAGGAUAACAAAGCUAUCCGUCCACCUAACAUGCAACUCCCGUUCAUUCCCGGCCCUCACAACAUACCACCCCCAGGUUUCGCUCCGAUGCACGGAAUGCCUCGACCAAACAUGCCGCAGGACAUGCCUCUAUCAGUGAACAAUAUGAUGCCUCCUCCACCUGGAUUCUUCGGUCAAGGUGCGUCCAUACCUCCUUAUGGAAACCCUCAAAUGGCCCCACAUGCUUUGAACAACGAAGCUCAACAGAGAGGGAUGCGUCUACGCGAAACUAAGUGA
Lachancea sp. 'fantastica' is the source of this 1668-nucleotide messenger RNA. NCBI's taxonomy places the organism in Eukaryota, Fungi, Ascomycota, Saccharomycetes, Saccharomycetales, Saccharomycetaceae. The record is from the annotation of a GenBank genome assembly.